Messenger RNA from Aspergillus vadensis CBS 113365, 1354 nucleotides. RefSeq names its product EBP2 family rRNA-processing protein. Bases 46 to 1134 code for a protein of 362 amino acids. Gene Ontology annotation, cellular component: preribosome, large subunit precursor; nucleolus; nuclear periphery. The transcript has 2 exons. Gene Ontology annotation, biological process: rRNA processing; ribosomal large subunit biogenesis. Lineage: Eukaryota; Fungi; Ascomycota; Eurotiomycetes; Eurotiales; Aspergillaceae. The record is from RefSeq and is a predicted model, not a curated record.
AACAACACCCCAAUCCCACCCACACACCACAUACCAUAAACCAACAUGCCUAAGCGCAGCAAGCUCCUUCAGGCUCUGGACGAGCACCGCGGUCGCGACUACGAGGCCGAGAAGCAGAAGAAGCUUGUUAAGGCGGCGAAGAAGAAGAACACUUCUACCAAGGGUGACGAUGUGAAGGAAUCGGUUGUUGAAGAGAAGAAGAAGAAGGAGGAGGAAGAGGAGGAGGAGUCCGAAGAGGAAGAAAUCCCCGACGCCGAAGAACCCUCCGAAGAUGAGGAAGAAGAAGAAGAGGAAGACGAAGAAGAAGAAGAAUCCGACAUCCCCCUCAGCGACCUUGAGGACGACGAGCGCGAAGACGUCGUCACGCACCAGCGCCUCACAAUCAACAACAGUGCCGCCAUCACCAGCAGUCUGAAACGCAUUUCCUUCCUCACUCCCGCGACGCCCUUCUCCGAGCACAACAGUCUCGUAUCUCAGGAACCCAUUGAAGUGCCCGACGCCAACGACGACCUGAACCGCGAACUGGCGUUCUACAAGGUAUGCCAAGCGGCGGCGAUGACGGCGCGGAGCACGCUCAAGAAAGAAGGCGUGCCGUUCACGCGACCGGGCGAUUACUUUGCCGAGAUGGUGAAGACGGAUGAGCACAUGGGCAAGAUUAAGAAGAAGUUGUAUGAUGAGGCGGCGGCGAAGAAGGCUGCGGCUGAGGCUAGGAAGCAGCGCGAUUUGAAGAAGUUUGGUAAACAGGUGCAGGUUGCGAAGUUGCAGCAGAGGGCGAAGGAGAAGAGGGAGACGUUGGAGAAGAUUAAUGCGUUGAAGAAGAAGCGCAAGGCUGAGACUGGCGGUCCUACGGAUGAUUCGUCGAACAUGUUCGAUGUCGCUAUUGAUGAUGCGGCUCAGGCUGGUGGUGGUCGCAAGCGUGGUCGUGAUGCUGAGGGUGGUCCGUCGAUGAAGCGUCAGAAGAAGAAUGAGAAGUUCGGAUUCGGUGGUAAGAAGCGCUUCGCGAAGAGUGGUGAUGCUGUUUCGAGUGGUGAUAUGCGUGACUUCUCGGUUAAGAAGAUGAAGGGUGGUCCUAAGGGCGGUGGUGCGAAGAGGCCUGGCAAGAGCAGGAGGGCUGCUGCUAAGGGCCGUUCUUGAUUCCAUUCGCUGUACAUUUCUUUAUGGUUUGUUUUAUUGUUAGCUUGUCGGAUACCGGUCGGGUUAUAAAAGCAGUGUUUCCAUAGACAGUUUGAUUUGUAUAUUGAUAAUCAUGGAAUGGUGACUGUCUAUCUAGCUGAACCUGAGUAGGGGACUUCAUUAUGCUGGUAUCUCUGGUAUCACAUCAUGUCUCAAGAAGCAGAAUCCCACCCGCCAUGUA